AUGUCAGCACAAAGGAAUAAACCUCACAAGUUCAUUAUCUGGCAGACUCUUGCUGUCUGCAUUGGGAAAAUUUUUUAUCUCGAACCCAUGUACCUGCAUUAUGUCCGUCACCUAACUGAGAAAGACUAUCAUAGUCUGCUCGCUGACAUCGAUUUAAUGUUGAUCCCACUAAUCAUUCAAGUUGUAUAUUUGGGAAGUACCAAACAAAACUUGGAUUUGCUAAGUGUGAAAGUGAAAAAUUUAUUCAGAAGAAAGUCUAAUCAAAUUCAACCAUAUAUUCACAUUCAUGAAAUUCUCACCGGACUUCUCACAGUCUCUGUUUUAUUCUACAUUCCAAUUUUUGUCAGUGUUCGGAAAAUGGGACACUUGAUGUCAGUUCGAAUGAGUAGACCCCAAAUGUUUAUUUUCUGGCAGUCACUAGCAGUUUGUAUUGGGAAAAUUCUCUAUCUCUGUCCAGCCUACUUUUACUACUUUACAAAGGAAACCAAUGAAUUGAAUUAUCUGGCUGAGCUCGCUCGGUUGGAUAUUGUGAUGAUCCAACUUCUCAAUCAAAUGACAUAUAUUGGAUGUAACAGACAAAACUUGCAAUUUUUAUACCGAAUUGUGAAGAAAUGCCUGAUGAAAUUGUUUUGUAAGGGAUCAAGUGUACAGAUUCAACCAUAUGUCAUAAAUAAUGAUGGAGGAAUGGAGACAACACAACAGUCAUCACCACUUAACUAA
This is a messenger RNA of Caenorhabditis remanei, 720 nucleotides long. RefSeq lists its product as uncharacterized. The transcript is spliced from 6 exons. The coding region runs from base 1 to 720 and encodes 239 amino acids. The record is from RefSeq and is a predicted model, not a curated record. Lineage: Eukaryota; Metazoa; Nematoda; Chromadorea; Rhabditida; Rhabditidae.